AGUUUUACACGUCCAGGAAGAGGCUCCUGGCUUGGUAAAGGCGGCCCAGAUACAGGACAAGAACAAUCCAUCAUUUCUCUGGAAAACUUGGUCUUUGGAGCUGGAUACUGUAAGCCGACUUCCUCAGAGGGAAGCUUCUACGUCCCCUCAGAGAACUGCAUGCAGCACGCACACAAGUGGCACCGAGACCUGUGCCUGCUGCUCCUUCACGCCUACCAGGGACUCCGCCUCUACUUCCUGUUGAUCAUGCGGGACAUCCCAGAGCUGCCCCACACAGAGCUGGAGGCCCUUGCUGUUGAAGAAACACUUUCUCAGCUGUGUUCAGAGCUACAGAUGCUGAACAAUCCAGAGAAGAUAGCUGAGCAGAUAAGUAAGGAUCUCGCCUGGCUUGCCUCCCACAUGAUGGCUCUGUGGACCCAGUUCCUGGAUGUGGUGACCCUUCACUCACAAGUAACGACUUAUCUCACCCAGGAACAUCACAGCCUGAGGGUCCGAAGGUUUUCUGAGGCCUUCUUUUAUAUGGAGCAUCAAAAACUUGCAGUUCUCACCUUUCAGGAAAAUUUGAUACAGACCCACAGCCAGCUGUCUCUGGACAUCCGGAAUUCUGAGUACCUCAGCAGCAUGCCCCCACUGCCUGCAGAGUGCCUGGACAUUGAUGGUGAUUGGAACACCCUGCCAGUUAUCUUUGAGGACAGAUAUGUGGACUGCCCUGCAACAGGGCAUAAUUUGAGUGUUUAUCCUGAUUUUGAUGUUCCAGGGACAAGUCCCACAAUAAUGGAUCUAAAAGAUAAAGAAGAGAAGCGUAUUUUAAAUAGCAAUUUAUCUUUUAGGGAAGACCUUGUCUUGUCUACCAUGAAAUCACCCCAAAGGGACUCUGAUGAAGAGGUUACUAGGUGUCCAGAGCCAGAUGAGAAGGUUACCACACAAAAUCAUGUGAACAUGUGCCCUGAAUCUCAAGUGUAUCUGACAAUUGGUGAAUUGCAGAACAAAACAGGCAUUCCUGAAGAUGAAUGUUGGACUGGCCAAAGGUCUGAUGUUGGAACAUAUCCAUUGGCAGAUGCUGACAUAUCUAGGAAUCCAGGCCCAGAGGAUGGACAGGCCCCAGCACUGACCUACAUUGAUGUAAAAUCUAGCAAUAAGAACCCCUACAGAGCUGAACCCACAGUGGUCAUUAAUGCUCAGCAUGAAAAUAAGAGUUCUAGAGAUACGCAUGGAUUAGACAGGACUGAACAAAGCAAAGUGGUAGCAGGUGGAACUCAUCAAAAUGCGUCAGACAAAACAGUUGUCCAUGAAUUAAGUACUGUAGGAAAGGGAAGAGACCAAGAGAGUAAGAUGGUGCUGCUCAGUCUGAAACUCAACCCCGCCGAGCCCUGUGAUCCACUUAACUCUACCCCGAGGGAGCCCUUAGAUAUUAAAUCUUCCUUAAAGGAUUCUCACACAGAAGAGCAGGAGGAACUGUCAGUGCUCUCUGGGGUCAUCAAGAGAUCUUCUUCUAUCAUAUCUGAUUCAGGCAUUGAGAGUGAGCCAAGCUCCGUCGCCUGGUCUGAGGCCCGAAGCAGGGUCCUAGAGUUACCCAGUGAUCGAGAAGUCUUGCAGCCAUUUGUUCGAAGACAUGCCCUCCACAGGAACUCCUUAGAGGGUGGGCACACAGAAAGCAACACGAGCUUGCCAAGUGGCAUCCAGGCUUCUCUCACCUCCAUCAGCUCUUUGCCUUUUGAGGAGGAUGAGCAGGAGUUGGCACUGACCAAGUUAACCAAGUCUGUAUCUGCACCACACAUCAGUAGCCCAGAGGAUGCUGCUGAAGAUACUGACACCAUGCAGCCAGGUGAAGGUUUUACUGAACCUUCAGAUACGCACAGCAAGAGUAAAGAUUCCCCUGAACACUGCUCUCAACUUUGUGGUGGCUCCAGAAUCCAGGACACUGUGAUAGACCAUUCCUUGGUGGAAAUAAUUUUAGAUGCUGACAGCCAGCAGGGCCCUGGUUACAUAGAUAUCCCCAAAGGAAAAGAAAGACAGUCUGAUCCUCAAGAACACUGUUGUCUUGAUGGGAGGACUGAAAACACUCCAGGUGUUGAAACCAAAGCUCUUAAUUUAAAAAUACCAUGUAUCGUAGCACUUGAAAACUCUAGGACCAGAAUUCUUCAUAAAGCACUAAUGGAAACCCCAAAGAGCAUGCCUAAAGACUUGAAUAAGGGCCAACUAGCUCUUUCCAACAGUGGCAUCUCAGAGGUUAAGGGUCUCUCCCACCAUCAGGUGCCUGAAUUGAGCUGCAGGUCAUCUACUGAUGCCAUCAACAUGAAUUCAACAGGCGAGCAAAGACGAAGUGGUUCGCCUUGCGUUACGGAUGACACAGCAUUCAGUAGAGAAGCAAAUGCCUUUCCAGAGGUUGAAUAUAAAGCAGACACUGUGUGCCCCACUGUGACUCACUCGACUCACUCUCAAGUUUUAAGAAAUCAAGAACCAAAGGCAGACACUUCAGUCCUGGAGUCCCAAGUGACCUCUACAGAGACCUUUUCUAUGGACACCCUGAAGGCUGUGGAAGUCCUUAACUUAUCUGUGUCUUGCACAUGUCUCCCUUUUUCAUCUGUGCCCAAGAAGACCCCUGCCAUGGCUGGAUUCUCAUCCAAACAGACUCCAUUUCCCAUCACUCAUCAACCUUUGGGUUCCUUUGGACUUGUUUCUACCCAUUCCAGCAAGUUGGAGAAAGAAGUCAGUGAAAGGAUGUUUGGUUUUUUUCAGGCCAAAGAAAAAUUUAAAAGAGAAUUGAAGAUUGAAGGAUUUCUGUACAGUGACUUAACUGUACUAGCUUCUGAUAUACCGUAUUUUCCACCAGAGGAAGAGGAAGAAAAUUUGGAAGAUGGGAUUCACCUGGUUGUCUGUGUCCAUGGCCUGGAUGGGAACAGUGCAGAUCUCCGACUGGUAAAGACUUUCAUAGAACUGGGGCUCCCUGGAGGAAAGCUGGACUUCCUAAUGUCUGAAAAGAACCAGAUGGACACAUUUGCAGAUUUUGAUACCAUGACAGAUCGGUUAUUGGAUGAAAUCAUUCAACACAUUCAGUUAUACAACCUCUCCAUAUCCCGAAUUAGCUUCAUUGGCCAUUCUCUUGGCAACAUUAUCAUUCGAUCGGUCCUCACACGGCCCCGGUUCCGAUAUUACCUCAACAAACUCCACACAUUCCUGUCACUGUCUGGGCCUCACCUGGGGACCUUGUAUAACAACAGCACCUUGGUUAGUACAGGUUUGUGGCUCAUGCAGAAAUUGAAGAAAUCCAGGUCCCUACUGCAGCUGACCUUCAGGGAUAAUGCUGAUUUGCGCAAAUGUUUUCUCUACCAACUAAGCCAAAAAACAGGGCUGCAGUAUUUUAAAAAUGUUGUGCUGGUUGCUUCUCCCCAAGACCGCUAUGUGCCAUUUCAUUCAGCCAGGAUUGAGAUGUGUAAAACUGCCCUCAAAGACAGACAAACAGGGCCAGUUUAUGCGGAAAUGAUCAACAACCUUCUGGGCCCUCUGGUGGAAGCCAAGGACUGCACUUUAAUCCGACACAAUGUGUUCCACGCCCUGCCCAACACUGCCAACACCCUGAUCGGCCGAGCUGCUCACAUCGCCCUGCUGGAUUCGGAACUCUUCCUGGAGAAAUUUUUCUUGGUGACGGGACUCAACUACUUCAAGUAGUAGCUUUGAGGGAGCAGACCUCGGGUAACAGCGAGCAUUAGCUGAGAUGUGCAUCUAUAGACCUUUUCAUUUCAGGGUGAAGCUACAAGAGAACAGCAUUGAGGGAGAGAGGUUGGGUGAAACUGGACAUUAGAGGUGCUUUUGUUGUGGAGAUUUGGGAAAGCUAAGCAAAUAGUGUAAGUGACAACAAACUUUGCCUGGAUGCUUCUAGCCACCUGGAGUCACAUUCAAGAUGCUUUCUAGUAAAAACAUCAGAAAAUAAAGAAACAGACUCUUUGGAGUUGAUGAACCCACCUUUUUUCAGCCACCACUGGCUCACUGAAAGAUUGCUAUAACUUAAAUAGACUUGCCCAAUAUGUUACUAGCUCAUAGCUUUAUCAUUUUUAUUAAAUUAAGUGCACACAAGCAUUUCAGAACUCAGGUUAACCUCUGUGCAGAAGUGGAACAUAUUUGUGUAAAUAGGAUUCUUAAUAGAUUCAAAUGUGCCACUUGUUAAGAAAAUGUGAUGCCCAUACUCAAAUUAUCUCUUCAUGUUUUGGGAGCAAAGAACGUGUUAUAAAUCCCAGUUGUAUGUCAUAACAGCUAUGACUGGGGUGGCUUAAUGCAAGAAGGGAUAAAGGCAAUGCUAUUGGUAAACACAAAUUUGUUAUAAACAAACAUAACUGUAGGGAACAUAUUGAACUAGUUUCUCCACCUACUUCUUCAGAUUUUUUGUAUGCAUAGCCCUGGUCCACAAAUUAUUUCUGUGAUGGCUUAAAUCUCUGUCUCUAGUAGGGAAAAUUGAGUGAGACUAAACCUAGCAGAAGGGGGCACUAAGAUUAAUGCGCACAUGUGUGAAGCUCCUGCUGAUAUAUUUCCAAAGAAAUGCUAUGUUAGCAUUUGAUGCAAUUGCAAAAAAUUAAAACCAUUAACAUGGCCAGCUGCUUCUCCAUGGAAGGAGAAAGACAUCUAAAUGGAGGAGUGCUGGAUUAUAACCUCAGGGGAGCUCUAAGAAGGGUGCUGGUUAUCUUUCAAUAGAACUGUCUUCUUGCCUUAGGAAAAUAAAGGGCUAGGAAGGGUCACCGUUGAUUUAAAAAAAAAAAAUUAGACAACAGGGGAAAAAGUGAGAUCAGAUGGGAGAACAACAGCCAGACUCAAGACUCAAACUGUUAUUGGUAAGUGACUAAAGGAGAAAUUUUGAGAAUUACCAGGAUGUUUAAUAUGGUCCCAAGGACUGAGUAUACUUUACGGGCUAAAGGAAGCCCAAAGGAUCAUUUAGUUACAUGGAAGGAAUUCACGAACUUGAAUAACUGAAAUGAAUAACACAGGAACCCUAUCUUCUGAAGAUAAAAACUGCUUCUACAAAAACUCCUUUCUAAAGUGCAGAAACUCAUCUGGGAUCAGAUUGCUUGUCCCAGCACCUGGACUGUGACUCUAGGUCACUGAUGCCAUGGUAACAAAGCAAGUAAAUCUAGACUUACCUGAAAAGGUUAAAUCUUUGUAUAUUGACAAUAUGACUUUGAAAAACAAAUGCUAGGCCAUGGAAAGCGAGUUCAGAUAAGCAACUUUUCAGAAAAGUAGGUAUGUUUAUUUCUUUAAAAAAAAAUGUGGCGGGGAGUUGAAUGAUUUGAAAAGGCAGACUUCUACGCAUGGAUUUAGGGUUUCUGUGAGGGUCUUUUUUGGAUUCCCAUUAUAUCCCAGUAUUAACAUAUAUGGGUUCACUAAUUCCUCUGGUCACUUUCCAUUGGGUAUUUUUUUUCUGACCUCCUGGGUCAGUGCUGGGCUUAGACUCUGGUUACACAUGAGCAGCAACGUAUUCACUUUAUAAUCUGGAAGACACUUGUUUCCCAGGUCUUACAGCCCAUGAUGUUGUGCUUUCUGACCUAGACAAGUGCCCAUGCUCAGUGCAGGACCAUAGGUUUGUAGCAACUUCUCCUUUCUGGCCAAAUGAUGGGCCCUAUUCCUUUGACAGGCACAUUUCAUGUUGUGUUUCCAAUUCCCAUCGCAAUGUUUGUCAUUCCCUGGUCGUUUGAAAGACCGUGUAGCCAACGGUUAUGAAGCCAGGAUGAUUCCGAUGAUCAUCAUCUUUUCCAAUAACCAGAUGCCAUUUUUAACUUCAAUAUGCUGUCUGGACAUAGUGAGAACUAAUGGCAAUAAAGUCCAGCUGCAUGGUGCACCUCUUUUUUAUAGGGGUGUUCUUCUGUCUUUGUAAAUCCUCUCUGGCCUCUGAGUAUCUAUUACAAUUGUGUAGAAAGUACAUCUCUAUAUUGUAAAUAAGAAUGUCAAGUGUUGCGUCUCAUGCCUCAUUUGAAAAGGCUUUUUUAUGUAUCUUUCUAUUGAAGUAUAGAUAUCUAAUAUAUAUAUAAUAUAAAUAUAUAUAAUGUAAAACAUGGACAAUUCUAUUAUUGAUUAUAAAAAUUAUAAACAAAAUGCCUGCCAAGAUAAUGGUCUAGUAUGUCUUCAUUCUCUGUGUAAUUUUUGUUUUUUGUUUUUAUGAUCUGUUAAGUUUUCCAGAACUAGUUAGAAAUAAAAAUUACCAAUACUGAGA
Messenger RNA from Carlito syrichta (Philippine tarsier), 6196 nucleotides. RefSeq names its product protein FAM135B. The record is from RefSeq and is a predicted model, not a curated record. Bases 160 to 3669 code for a protein of 1169 amino acids. The transcript has 14 exons. NCBI's taxonomy places the organism in Eukaryota, Metazoa, Chordata, Mammalia, Primates, Tarsiidae.